GUUUACGACAAUGCCAUACAAGGCCAAGGGGCCGUGAGUCACUUGUGACAUAAAAAGCCUUAAAAACUGUGGGUGUGGUUUUGAACAGAAUUGGCACCGCACCGCUUUCUCGGUCUGUGUCCGUCGCUCAUCUCUUCUUCAACUUCACUGUUGCCUCGGAAACUUUUCUCUGGGACUUGUAGCUGAUCAGGCAUGAAGACUUAGUACUUUUCUGAUAUCUUCGUGCAAAUGGAGCCACAGGUCUCCUUAACUGGCAAGGCAUGCCUUGAUCUCAGUGAUGUUCAAAUGAAGGAUGUUGAUUGUUGUAGAACUACAACCCCAGAAAACCAUGAUGUAGCGCUGCCAGAAAGAAAGGAAACACGACAAUGGGCAGCUUGGACGCAUCAAGAGGAGGAAAGCUUCUUCACUGCACUACAGCAAGUUGGAAAGAAUUUUGAGAAGAUCACUUGUUGUGUCCAAAGUAAAAGCAAAGAACAGGUCAGACAUUAUUACUAUCGUCUUCUGAGGCGAAUGAACAAGUUGCUGGGUCCAGGGCUUUGUCUCGAUACCAAAAACUCUAAAGACACUAAUUCUGCUAUGCUUAGAUGGUGGUCUUUACUUGAAAAGUAUAGCUGUAAAGCCUCAAAACUUCACCUAAAGCCCCGAAGGUUCAAGAUAUUUAUAGAAACCUUGGAGCACCAACUAUUAAAAGACCGGAAAAAGGGCAAGAGGAAACGGCCUUCCCAGGGGAAAAACUGUUCUCAAAUAGUGCCAACAACCAUCUCAAAUCAGGGAAGAGGAUCUGGACAUGACAAUUGUACAAAUGCUGUCCUUAAUAAUCAAUCUGUUCAGAAAUUAGGACGUGGAAGAAGACCUACAAUGAGACGAAAUGUGAAUGUUGGAAUUAGUCGUAGCAACUGCAAGCGAGAUUCCUGCCCUCAGAAAACAGUGAAGAAGCGGCAAAAAUCAGUUGCUGGAUAUCCAGCAGCUACCAUCUCAACAUUUGAAUUUAAGAGGUGGGAGAAGGCUGCAAUUGCUGGAGUUUCAUUGGUUGCGGAUGCUGCUGAGCACUUGGAGCAGACAACUACUACAGAUGUUGAGCAUUUCCAGUUGACACUGGGGAAAAAGAGCGCCAAUCCUGUUCAGAAGGACAUUCCCAAUCCUGUUCAUAAGGACAUUCCCAAUCCUGUUCAUAAGGACAUUCCCAAUUCUGUUCAGGAGGACAUUCCCAAUCCUGUUCAGGACAUUCUUCCUCUGCCAGGUCCUUCGCCCAAUUCUUUGAUUGUGAAUAAUAUGCAAACUUCUAGUAAACUCAAGCUCCAGUUGUUCCCAAUUGAUGAAGGCACCCGAAGAGCCUUGGAAAUGGAUGAUCGUAAUCCCCAUCUGGAGCUCACAUUAAGUACUCGGAAGAAGAUAUCAUCAGUUAUAGAACAUCUCAAUCGCAAAUGGGGAAAUUCAAAUGCAGCAUCUGGAGAAUUGAUGCUUUUCCCUUACGGUGUUCAACGGGAAAAUCUGGUGGGUUGUUUGAGAUGGACUCGGGAAUGUCUUCUUAGUGCCGCAGAUGUGCAUGCACUUACUGGAAGCCUUCCAGUUUUACGCUUGAGGUAUGGUUGGUUUUCCGAUAUUGAUCUGGUGCCAGAAACAUCUCAACCUCCUUUGGCAUCAUCUGGCAUGGUUUGUGACAGUAAUAUGAAAAUCAAUACUAAAGUGCAUCAGAUUUGGCAUUCAGCGCUCAUACCUAUGCAACCCACAGAUUGCCACUCUGAUAACCUUAUGAAUCACUAUGAUGAAGAUCCACAGAUCUGUGGGGCAAAGAGCCCUCCUCUAGUACUCUGUUCCCCAGAGAUGCACUGUGAGAUCAUUAAGUGCACUGGUGUUGAUAUCAGCAAUAAUGAUCUGGAGUCUUCUGAUGGGGCAACUACUGUACUAUUAGCCAGAAAGGGGACUAGCACUAUAGCUAACUUGAUAGAAGGGGAUGAUAUGGAUAACCAAGGGUUAAGAAAUCAGAUUUCAUUUCCAGUUGGAGAAUGGACCGAUAGUCUUACCAAUGUUGGUGUAGGGGAUUUACUUUCCCAGGUGUCUCAUGAUAUGGUUACUGACCAUGUUGAUCCGCCUAUAAAUGGUAGUUCUCCAUGUCUUCUGCAAAACCCUUUUAGCUGUGAUUUGUUCGGUGCUGCGGUUACUGCUCAUGUAUGUAGAGAUCAAAUUGAAACUAGCUUUCAGCCAUCCCUUCAAUCUUCCAUCUGGGAUGCUGAAGAAACAUGCGAUGCCUUCUCAUUCCAGAAGAACUCUUUUGUCCAAGGGGUCUCGGGAUCAUCCAUCAUUGCUUCUUCAGAAGCCUGCAAGCAGGAGCUGCCUGAAUUAGAGGGGCCUGUGAGUGAAAAUACCUGUAAUGACGAGCCCACGGAUGAUAAUCCAGCUGAUGAUGUCAAUUCUGCCAAUGAAGAACUGAUGGAUGAAUGCCCAGCCGAUUUACCCAACCAGGAAAAUUCAGAGAAGGAUCUCUACGGGCUGGCAGAUAUAGAUUGGUUCGACUCUUUAGGCCCGUUAGACUUGGAUUUACGCUCCUCUGGGUAUCACGCAGAAAAUCUAUUGUCGAGCGAUAGUCUCAGCAGCUUGAACCGCCUGCUGGCUAGCAGCCUGGACUGUUUUCAGAAUUGUUCAUCUGCUGGAGUGGACAAGAAAGAAGUGGCGUCGUCAACACUUGAAGCUGGAGAAACUGUCCCCUCUUCAGAUUUGAAAGUAGGCAAUGGUGUUUAAUAUAUAUAAUAAUGCCAUUGUUGAUCUAAGAGAAGAUGUUUUUGGAGCAUGAGCUUUCUUGUAACUGUCUCCCAGUUUAGGCGAUUGGCGCAUGUGAAAGGGGCGUUUGGAAGCCAAGAAAAUUCUGGGAUUUUGGCCCAUCAGACAUGACGGCACUUUCUUCUCUACAAAAGAUGGAUAUGGAUAGCCUUGUUUAUAGAUCUUUAUCCGAGUGUUAAUAUGUUCGUUACAUAUUGUUUUUUUUUUUUUGGCUAGACAUAGAAAGUAAAUGAAAACAAAGGGGAAAAAAAAUAAAAAAUAAAACCGUUAUGAAAAACUUCAGUGGUCGUUUGACAGAGUUUUCAA
This is a messenger RNA of Diospyros lotus (date-plum), 3084 nucleotides long. RefSeq names its product TSL-kinase interacting protein 1-like. Bases 229 to 2739 code for a protein of 836 amino acids. Gene Ontology annotation, biological process: pattern specification process. Lineage: Eukaryota; Viridiplantae; Streptophyta; Magnoliopsida; Ericales; Ebenaceae. Gene Ontology annotation, molecular function: chromatin binding. Gene Ontology annotation, cellular component: nucleus. The transcript is spliced from 14 exons. The record is from RefSeq and is a predicted model, not a curated record.